AUGGCACCCAAUUCUCGACCGCCAUUAACAAGUCGGAUAAGAGCUUCUUUCGACGGCAAACGCACCAAAUCCGAAGUCACCAGCCCGACACAUACGAACGGAUUCAUCACACAGGACCCUGAAAGUCUGCGGAGUGCGAUAGAUGAAGCUAUUAACAGCGAAACUUUUCAGAAAGCUAUUGCGGCAAACCUUGCGAAACUAAUAAAACCCUCCAUCAAAUCGGCCCUCGAUACGAUACAACCGGUGGUGGAAGCGGUGUACUCACACGAAUUAUUACUACGGAAAACGAAUCAGAGUGUGGAAGACAUUCUAUUGCGACUGGACGAGAAAGGAGUCACAGCUUCACGACGGGAAUCGUUAGUCGAGCCCCUAGGCCCUGAACCGAAUGAUGGAGUACCUACAGCUCCCGCAGACGAAGGAGACGACGGAGGAGGAAAAACACUAACCCAGGAAACACCAAGAGCUGUGACUACUUCGAGUUCAGACCUUGCACAGCACAAAAAACUGUUGGAGGACAAUCAUGCGAAGACCACAUCAUCGUUGGCCGAGCUAUCUAGCAAUGUCGAGGUUAGCAACGGCAAGAUAGCAGAAGCUUUGCAGGGCAUCAGUGAUGUGGAUACGAAACUUCGAUGGGCGAGUGAUAGCAUCGAUUCGCUGAAGUCGUCAUCGGAACAAUCUCAUACCACGAUGUCGGUGUUGCAAGCACAACUUGACCAAUUGAAGGAGGAUAUUGGUCAGCUUAUGACCGCAGUCGGUUCUGACUUGGGAAAGAACGUCCAAGCUCUUAGUCAACACGGUGGGGCCCAAGACACUUCUCUCUUCGAUGCACAUACUACGAAGCUAGAUGCUAUAUCGACAGACAUUGCUGCCCUGAAGGCUCAUUCCGACACUGUCGAAAAGAUUGAUGCUGUUUCUACGGAGCUUGCCUCACUCAAGACCAGCGUUGAAGCUGGUAUUGCUUCGAAUAGCGAGGGCUUUAGUGGUCUGGGCUCACAAAUCAGUACCGUUCUUACCACUCUUGAAGGACAUACCGGCACACUGAGCGAAAUCAAAGAGAAAGCGCCGCAUCCAGAGAUUCUCAGUGCACUUCAGCAGUCAAACGAUUCUCACGCAGCCCAUGCUAUUGCGUUAGGUGAAAUCAAAGAGCGCUCUGGUGCAGCACCAACUCCAAUAGCCACCGAUAACGGAAGUUCGGACUCAACUGCAGCCCUACAGGAAUUAAAAGCUGACCUCGCCUCUCUGAGAGAAAACAUCGAGGCAGGACUUACUUCGAACAACGAGAAUGUUACUAGUGUUGGAGCCAAGGUCGACAAUGUCCUGUCUACAAUUGAAGGCCAUAAAGCUUCGGACCCGAGCGCUGACAUUCUUGCUGCUGUUCAACAAUCUAACGACUCACACGCCUCGCAUACCGCGGCGUUGGAUGAGCUGAAAUCCAGAGAAAUAGCACCAGCUGCUGCCCUUGAUACGAGUGAAAUUGACGCACGUGGCCAGACGCAUGCCUCCACAUUAGACGAAAUCAAGUUGGCAUCAACCACGCACGCUUCCGCAUUGGAUGAGCUCAAAUCGCCUGGAAUUCCAUCUAUGGGAGCUGUCGACAACACGAGCUUCGCUGCUCUGGAGAUCCAAAUCGGAUCCAUCAUCAAUACUCUAAACGUCCAGACCGCCGCUAUCAAAGAGCUGCGACCUACAUCAUCCGAAAGCACCGAGAUUGCCUCACCACCAGAGGGAAGCGAAGGACUUGGUGGAAUCAUGACAACAGUCGUCGAAACACUCGAAAUGCAUACGAUGCUACUCAACGAAAUGAAGGAAGACGUCAGCGCCGAAAUCCUUACCACUCUCCACGAUCUCAGUCAGAUGCAAGUUAACCAGACCAAUCUGCUUACAGAGAUUCGAGAAGCGGAUCUAAGCGAUGAGGUUUUGACAUUGCUACAUGCUACUACAAGUCUUGCAUCUCAAGACAUGCACGCAGCUCACGCAACGAGCCUAGAUGAGAUCAAAUCGAGAUCAAUCGAGCCUUCAGCCGCUUCCCCAGUUGAUCUUUCUGGUCUCGAAACACAACUCAAUGCCAUUUCGGCUUCUCUGGAGGAACAUAAGACCAUGCUGUCAAAUAUUACAGAUGCCUCUCUUCUGUCCAAUAUCUCGCACACGGCACACACAUCCAUCCUAAGCGAUAUCAAGGACGCCUCAACUGCCAGUAAUGAGUCUCAUUCUGCCCAUGCAGCUGCUUUGUCAGAUAUUAAGGAUGCGACGUCCUCGUGGAAUGAAGCUCAUUCUGCCAAUGCUUUCACGCUGGCGGAGAUUAAGGAUGCCACUUUAGCAAGUAACGAGAAUCUCUCACCUAUCGAAGGACAUCUCACCUCUAUCAUCAGCACUUUGGAGGGCCAAAGUUCAUCGCUAGCUGAGAUCAAAGAAGCCUCGUCUCACGAAGACAUCCUGGCCAAUAUCUCCGACUUGAAAUCCAUCAUCUCAGAGUCGCACGCGGAGCACGGGAUUUUGGUAAAAGAUCUCCACACCGAAACCAAAGACUCGCAUUCGCAUCUCGCAGAAGCAAUUGGAGCCCUCGCACUCGGCGGCGCAGCAGGGGCCGGGACCUCGGUCUCAAUGGACGAUUCCAGCAAAGAAGUCCUCUCAGAAGUCCAAGCCAUGCGCGUCGUUCUCGACGGCACAAAAGAAAAAGUCGAAAGCGUCGCAGCACAGAUAGACAUCAACCACACAACCGUCACAACCUCAAUAACCACUCUCUCUGAUGAGCUGAAAGCCGAAAUCGAUGCAACGGGAACCCAUGUCACCGAUCACGUGCUGUCUAUCGAUCUCAACCCUCUCACGCAAAGCGUCAAGACCGUUGAAUCAAAACUCGAAGGCCUGGAAUCUAGCGUCAAGCAAACUGGCUCUUUUGUCGUUGGUCUUUAUGAGGGCGUGCAUUUAAAUGAUACUGGCGUUGGACAAUUGCAGGAA
Mollisia scopiformis is the source of this 2955-nucleotide messenger RNA. RefSeq lists its product as uncharacterized. The record is from RefSeq and is a predicted model, not a curated record. Lineage: Eukaryota; Fungi; Ascomycota; Leotiomycetes; Helotiales; Mollisiaceae. The annotation marks the transcript as partial. The transcript is spliced from 4 exons.